Molecule: messenger RNA, 420 nt
Organism: Phytophthora nicotianae INRA-310
Lineage: Eukaryota; Oomycota; Peronosporomycetes; Peronosporales; Peronosporaceae
Exons: 1
Coding region: 1-420 (139 amino acids)
Source: RefSeq, a predicted model, not a curated record
AUGCGCAAAUCGCCAUCCAACGAAGAACUCGCGCGCAGCAUGAUGUCUCCAAGCCAAACUCCGUCGCUGGAGCUGGCCCAGAGAACGUUAGCCGCCCCGCCAACACCCCUCACGCCAUUGACUCCAUCCCUACAACUCGCUCAAGACGCCGUAGCCACUACUGCAUCGCCUCCAAUCCCGACAGCCAGUGCUCAUUCUGUAGGAAACGAGAACAGCAGCAACUCCAACGCCUCUCUGACGUCGCAGCAAAGUAAUCUUGAACGAGACGGCGAUGACCCUCUACGGCUUCUCGGCCUACGUUUGCGCUUCGUCCUGUUGAUGAUCCGCGCGCAGCUGGCGGCGGUUGGACAACGGUGGCAUAUGCCGCUAAAACAGCAAGCACGUCGCUUUCCUCGUCGUCGAAGAGGUGAAAAAGCUUGA